Cygnus olor (mute swan) is the source of this 1752-nucleotide messenger RNA. RefSeq names its product collagen alpha-1(III) chain-like. The coding region runs from base 204 to 1160 and encodes 318 amino acids. The record is from RefSeq and is a predicted model, not a curated record. The transcript has 3 exons. Lineage: Eukaryota; Metazoa; Chordata; Aves; Anseriformes; Anatidae.
CCCUCUGCUGGCAACACCACCCGGAGCCACCCGGAGCCACCCGGAGCUUUGCGCCUGUCCAGGGGCUGGUUGGGACCCCACAGCCCCUGUGCCAUGGCCUGGGGGGCGCGGGGGUCCCCAAAAGUAUCAGUUUUCCACUUAAUCUCCAGCCAAAUACGCUGAGAUUUCCUCCUCCGGGGCCUCCCCGGUGUCGGUCCCACGGGAUGUGGGGCAGGAGCGUUGCCUUCCUCCCUGCCCUCGCUCUCCUCUUCCUCCCCGAGGCUCUCCUUUGGCUUUCCCUGCCGUGGCCCCGUCCCCUCGUCCCCGUGACAAUCCGGCAGGGCUCAGUGGGACACCCCAAAACCCCCGUGGUGUGCAGCGUGCCCCCUGCUCCCCUGCUUGGGGGAUGUACAGGGGGAGCACCCCGGGGUGGGGGGGGUCUGCGUUGCCCCUUCCCCUGUGGGGUCAGGGGUUACCUGGGGUGGGGAACGUCCCAGUGUCCCUACAGGGCAGUCCCGGGGUGGGGAUGUCCGCGUGUCCCCCGAGGAUGCUCAGGGCCAGGAGCUGCUUGGGAUGGGGACAUCGGUGUCCCUGGGGGUGUGCUCGGGGUCGGGAGCCUCUGGUGUGGGGACAUCCGCGUGUCCCCGGGGGGUGCUUGGGGUUGGGAUGCCCCCAGGAGGGGAACAUCCACAUCUCUGGGCGAUGCCUGGGGUUGGGAUUUGGCCCCAGAUGGGGACAUCCAUGUCCCUGAGGGGUACUCCGGGUUGGGCCCCCCAGGACGGGGAUGUCCCUCCCUCUGCGGGGUGCUUGGGGGUGGCAGCGGAGGUCAGUCGGGGGGCAGGAGGUUUUGGGGGGCCACAACCCCCCGGCCCCCAGCAGCGCGUGCUGUCGCAGGGCUCAGCGGGGUGCCAGCGGGCUUGGCACAGGGUGCUGCUACGUGGCUUCGAGCAGGGCCCCGGCAGGAGGAGGAGGAGGAGGAGGAGGAGGAGGAGGAAGCACAGCUGGGCACGGGGACACUUGCAGCCUCACCACGAAGGGGACGCAGCUGGGGACCACCGGUGUCCGGGGCACACUUUUUGGAUGGGGUCCCCACGGGGCCUCCGGUGCUGGGACAAAGGGAAGGGCUGGGAGGGCCCCGACGCCUUCUGUGGGGCUGCGGCAGGGGGAUGGGGAUUCUCUGAUGUCUGAUAGGGGUUGUGCCCCGCUGCUGCCUUGCACUGACCGCUCUCCCUUCCAGGCACCGGCUGUCCCCGGGGCUGUCCCCUCUCACCAGGACACCCCGGGGACAGCGCGGUGGCCCCGCGGCGCAGCGUGGCGGAGCCGCUUUGCCGAGCCGGCGGGGAACAUUUGUUCCCAAUUAGGACGGGGCGACGGAUGAUUAAUUCUGCUCAGGAGCUGCGGCUUUCUGCAAACUCACCCGAGCAAUUAUCCGGCAGGCGCCGCGCCGGCCCCCCCCGGGGUGGAGGAUGCUGCACGCCAGAGAAAGUUUUGAGCGAGAUCUGGUUAAAAAAAGCUCCGUCGUGGAGCUCGGCUCUGUAAGGGGGGCAGACCCCAAACCCGGCUGCGCCCAGGGCCCCGAAUCCAGCCCAGCCUCAUCCUGCUCCGCGGGGAGGAUCUGGGGCUUGGCGUGCUUAAAGCACCCCCCCGGGAGCAAUCUGUGAGCCACCAGACCUUGAGACGCGUUCAUUACCCCAGCCCCGUUGGGAUGUCCCUCUUCUCCCAUCCCAUGGGCUGCAGGGGAAGGAAUAAAAUAUAAAAGGAGGAGGGAAAGAG